UCCCAACAAUUCAACAAUGGAAAUCUCAUGACUGAAUGCUGCCUAGAAACAGGCAAAAGAUGAAAGCGCGAGGUAGAUACCAGAUUCACGACUCCACUGACAAUCCACUCAUGGCUGCCAUCCACAUCUACUCCUUGAACAUAUUCAACCGGGAGGAGGAGAGUGUGGAGUGGAUGUGGAAGAUGCUCUAUAUCGCGGAUAGCAACAAGAAGGCAGAAGCCAUGGCGAUAGCCAUAGAGUUGUCUUGGGUAAUCUGAUGCUCUGUACAGUGGCAGCUGUACGAGCUUCAAACUAUGAACUGCAGAGUGGUAAUACGUAUUGUAAAGUAACCAAAUAGUUUGAAUAU
Periconia digitata is the source of this 346-nucleotide messenger RNA. Lineage: Eukaryota; Fungi; Ascomycota; Dothideomycetes; Pleosporales; Periconiaceae. The record is from the annotation of a GenBank genome assembly.